CAGCCGGAUUAUUAGAUUUGGCAGUAAAGGAGAGAGAAAAAACAAUCGAGGAUUUCGGAUCUUUUGUGACUACUAUUUCCCCCUUUCUUUGCUCUCUCUUUUUUGAUAAUUUCUUUCUUCCAAUCCAAUUCCACACAAUGAAAUUCAAAGUACUCUGUCUGCACGGCUACACCCAAAGUGCGCAGAAAUUCCGCGACCGUACCGGGCCCUUCCGGCGUGCGCUCAAAGCCACCAUCACCACAACCUUCCUUGACGCACCACACCAAGCAACGCACAUAUUCACACCCAUCAACGGAACCGUCAACACCACAAACAACGCCAGCAAGGAUGAUGCAAAAAAUAAUGAAGAAGAAGAAAGCAGCCUUGCAUGGUGGAACCAAGGCGAGGAUAGCGACCGGGUAUGGCAGGAGAUCCGGGCGAGUAUCCGGGCGGUGGCGCAGGUGAUCCGCGACGAAGGCCCGUUCGACGGCAUCGUUGGGUUCUCGCAGGGCGCCGGGAUGGCAGCCAUACUCUGUGCGCUGGCGCAGCUGGCAUCUGUCGCCAAAAACAGCAGCAACCCCAGCCUGGUGCUUGAGGAGUUCGUGGAUUUGGGGCUGAGCCAAGGGUUUGGAUUUGGGCUCUUUUUUGCCGGGUUCUACCCUGGCAUGCCGCAGUUUACUGAGAUCAUGCAGAGGGCAGGAAAGCUGGAGCUGAGGUCAAUGCACGUGAUGGGGGAGGCCGACGCAAUUGUCAGCCCGGAGCGCGGGGCAGAGCUGGCGCACAAGGCGUUCUGCCGAGCAGUCACCGCGUACCACCCCGGCGGCCACUUCAUGCCGAGCAAUGCGGAGUGGCGGAAGCAGUACCAGGAGUUUUUCCUCACGCUAACGCAGAAGCAACAAGAAUAAUAUAUUAAUUUUAUAAUCAAAAAUCAA
This is a messenger RNA of Kickxella alabastrina, 911 nucleotides long. Its product is annotated as serine hydrolase FSH. The transcript has 2 exons. Gene Ontology annotation, cellular component: nucleus; cytoplasm. Lineage: Eukaryota; Fungi; Kickxellomycota; Kickxellomycetes; Kickxellales; Kickxellaceae. The coding region runs from base 138 to 884 and encodes 248 amino acids. The record is from RefSeq and is a predicted model, not a curated record.